Messenger RNA from Cornus florida, 2036 nucleotides. Its product is annotated as D-lactate dehydrogenase [cytochrome], mitochondrial. Gene Ontology annotation, molecular function: FAD binding; D-lactate dehydrogenase (cytochrome) activity; D-lactate dehydrogenase (NAD+) activity. Gene Ontology annotation, biological process: lactate catabolic process. NCBI's taxonomy places the organism in Eukaryota, Viridiplantae, Streptophyta, Magnoliopsida, Cornales, Cornaceae. The coding region runs from base 100 to 1806 and encodes 568 amino acids. The transcript is spliced from 18 exons. Gene Ontology annotation, cellular component: mitochondrion. The record is from RefSeq and is a predicted model, not a curated record.
UCGUGUAUUUUACGAAUUUUCCCUAACGCGCACAAUAUACAUGACCACAACUCCUGGUUCUUUUAUCUGUACGGCUAAGGCUUUUUUUUCGAUUAAACCAUGGCGUUUUCGUCCUGGUUCUCUCGUUUACGUUCAUCGUCAAAACCAGUUUACAAUAAUCUCCGACACUCGUUUUUCUACAAGCACAGGACUCAUUCGAACAUUAGAGAGGUUCUCAACCCAGACAAGAAACAUGCACCAAUCCUAUCAUGGGCAAGCUCUUUGGUUCCAGUGGCCUUCGCCGUCUACGCUGGUUCGCUUGCCCUCGAAACCCAGAAUAACCCAUCAUUUUGUGAUGCCUCCAAUCUUGAUCACCGAGAAGUUAGCAUUGGGGGCAAAGGUAGCACCGACUAUUUGGUGAGGGGUUCUCACAAGGAUGUCCCACAAGAGCUUAUUGAUGAUUUGAUGGCCAUAUGUCCAGAGAAUGUGACAAUGGAUUAUGAUGAAAGAUACUUUCAUGGGAAACCACAGAACAGCUUUCACAAAGCAGUUAAUAUUCCUGAUGUGGUUGUUUUUCCACGGUCUGCAGAUGAAGUUUCUAAGAUAGUCAAAUCUUGUGACAAACAUAAGGUUCCUAUCGUACCAUAUGGUGGUGCUACAUCAAUUGAGGGUCACACCUUAUCUCCCAAUGGAGGUGUUUGCAUUGACAUGACUUUAAUGAAGAGUAUUAAAUCAUUACAUGUUGAAGACAUGGAUGUGGUUGUUGAGCCUGGAAUUGGAUGGAUGGAGCUUAAUGAAUACCUGGAGCCUUUUGGUCUAUUCUUUCCUCUUGAUCCUGGGCCUGGAGCAACCAUCGGGGGUAUGUGCGCAACACGUUGCUCUGGUUCUUUAGCAGUGAGGUAUGGAACUAUGCGGGAUAAUGUAAUCAACCUCAAGGUUGUUCUGCACAAUGGAGAUAUUGUCAAGACAGGAUCUCGUGCUCGAAAAAGCGCUGCAGGGUAUGAUUUGACGCGUCUGCUGAUUGGAAGUGAAGGAACCUUGGGUGUGAUAACAGAAGUUACUUUACGUCUUCAGAGAAUUCCACAGCAUUCAGUGGUUGCAAUGUGUAAUUUUCCUACAAUUAAGGAUGCAGCAGAUGUUGCUAUUGCCACUAUGUUGUCUGGUAUACAGGUUUCAAGGGUGGAGCUAUUGGAUGAGGUUCAAGUGAAAGCUGUCAAUCUUGCUAAUGGAAAGAACUUGCCGGAAGUUCCAACAUUGAUGUUUGAAUUCAUAGGGACAGAAGCAUAUUCACGUGAGCAAACUCUAAUUGUUCAGAAGAUUGCUUCCGAGCACAAUGGUUCGGAUUUUGUUUUCGCGGAAGAUCCUGAAGCUAAAAAGGAACUUUGGAAGAUAAGAAAGGAGGCGCUAUGGGCUUGCUUUGCACUGGAACCUAAUUUUGAAGCAAUGAUAUCGGAUGUAUGUGUUCCUCUUUCGUGUCUGGCAGAACUAAUAACUAGAUCCAAACAAGAGCUGGAUGCAUCACCAUUGGUGUGCACAGUUAUUGCUCAUGCUGGUGAUGGAAACUUCCACACCGUCAUUCUAUUUGAUCCCAAGCAGGAAGAUCAACGACAAGAAGCUGAGAGAUUAAACCAUUUCAUGGUACACACAGCCUUAUCAAUGGAAGGAACAUGUACAGGAGAACAUGGUGUUGGUACUGGGAAAAUGAAGUACCUUGAAGAAGAACUCGGAAUAGAGGCUUUGAUGACGAUGAAAAAAAUAAAAGCAGCUUUAGAUCCCAACAAUAUAAUGAAUCCAGGAAAGCUUAUUCCUCCUCAUGUAUGUUUCUAAGAGCGCUCUCAUGUGAUGUGUGUGCGCGCGCACUCAAGCAGUUGUAUGUUUGAGCUGUUGUAUCAAUAAAAUACACAAGAAUAAAUCUUCCUUGUACUUUUAUGAGCCAGCUUGAGCUGUUGUAUCGAUAAAAUGCACAAGAAUAAAUCUUCCUUGUACUUUCCAAGUUACUGUUGUCUGGUUUGAAAUGGCUUUGAAGCGAAAUAUAUAUUUCAUCCUAUUUUAGAUUA